AUGAGAUUCGAAUAUGCUCCAGAUGAAGUGCCUCUAAAGGUUGUCGAGGUACUAAAGCGGUUUUGCUUGCAUUCGAGCGAAGAUGGCCAUCAGAGAGACGUCGGAAGGGUGUUUGACUCUGUGCCUGACAAGCUGAAGAUGAACAUCACCGCGGACCAGCCGAUAACCAUGGUCUUACCUGCAUUUCCAUGGAAGAGCCCAAAUCAAGACAAAGUACUAGGAGAUGGGGCUGAUCUAGGAGAAGAAAUGGGUCUAGCGAAGUUGAAUCACUUGUGCGAGGAGAUUUCAAAGGUCUACCCUUACGGCGCACGACUUAUCCUCAUUUGUGACGGACCAGUAUAUAAUGAUUUGGUCGGCGUUCCCGACGACGAAUAUUACGACUAUGGCAUUGAGCUGCGCAAAAUCGCCAAAGAGAAGCAUUUUUCUUCUAUACAGUUCAUCCGGCUGAUGAACUUGCUGGGGUUAGGAGAUGGCGAGAGAGUUACCAAGGCAGAUUACCUGCGUCUCGUCCCCACCUGCAGGGAGAAACUGAUGUCACCGACAUACUUCGAUCCGAGAUUCGACAUUGACCAUGAGUUGAAGGCAAAUUCAGAUACCAAGACCACAUACAACAGCUAUUUCAGUCGCAUAUCAGAGGAUUUAAAAUGGGCCAAAGGGUUUGAUCCUCUUAUCGCGGCCGAUCCGGCACUCUACGCGGCUGAGGUGUCUAAGAUGGCGAAAACCAUGAUCAACCGACUCAUCGCAUAUGAAGCCGUCAUUAACGCCACACUUGGAAAAUACAUCCGUCUCUCGAUUCACCCUUCAUUGGGACGAAACAAGAUCUCUAUUCCCCUAUUGCGGCAAGGCGACCUAUUUGGUGAUAUGCCGUGGCAUGCAAGUGUGGUGGUACUGCCAAAUGGAGAUAUCAAGACCGGAAGAUCUCAAGAAUUUCGCAAACUGUACGAGGUCGUUAUGAAGCAUGACCGGCCUUAUUACUUUAGAGAGCGGAGCCCGCUAUAUGAAUGGGAGGCUGAUGUGGAAUUCCAGCACGACUACGAUGGAUUGAUUGUAAAGAACCCCUGUCAGAGGGUUCAGAGGCUUGGUAGAGAAGAUCGCUUGAAGCUGGCUCGUUUGAUUGUACAGUAUCAGACCAAGUCGGUUCGCGUGGAGGGCUUUGAGGUGGCAAAUGAUGUGUGA
This is a messenger RNA of Penicillium roqueforti, 1176 nucleotides long. Its product is annotated as isocyanide synthase family protein. The record is from RefSeq and is a predicted model, not a curated record. NCBI's taxonomy places the organism in Eukaryota, Fungi, Ascomycota, Eurotiomycetes, Eurotiales, Aspergillaceae. Bases 1 to 1176 code for a protein of 391 amino acids. The transcript is spliced from 3 exons.